Molecule: messenger RNA, 471 nt
Organism: Coprinopsis cinerea okayama7#130
Lineage: Eukaryota; Fungi; Basidiomycota; Agaricomycetes; Agaricales; Psathyrellaceae
Exons: 4
Coding region: 1-471 (156 amino acids)
Source: RefSeq, a predicted model, not a curated record
AUGUCCUACCAGCCUCAACCUCAGAUGGUCGUCCAGCAAGGCGGCGGCGGAAACAGGAACGUCAAGAACCUUCCCUUGGGCCCAGACGGCCGUGAAUGGAGCAACGGGUUGUGCUCCUGCUGCGACGAGCCUGGCACCUGUUUGCUUGCGUGGUGCUGCCCAUGCAUUGUUUACAGCCGCGUAAAGCACCGCUACGAGCACCUCGCCACCAAGGGCGUGCCGGACCCCGAGCACGGUGGAGACGUCUGCACCUCUGAUUGCUUGAUCCACGCUGCUGUUACGUCGUGUGUCGGUCUGGGAUGGCUGUUCCAGAUGAUGAACCGCGAAAAGAUCCGUUCUCGUUAUUCCAUCAGGGGAGGCGGUUGCGGCGACUGCCUCACGGCGUGUUGCUGCACGCCCUGCGAGCUUGUCCAGGAGUCCCGGGAACUCGAGUUGGAGGAGCAGAGUUUUGGCCAGACCUACAAGGCUUAA